AAACAGUUCCCGGGAGGGACUCGGGCACGUCCCCCAGACCGGAUAAAGAUCUGGCUAGGCUCUCAGGCUCCGCAAACCCGGAAUCUUGACAUCAAUGCCGCUCCAGACGGGCCCGGAUCUGGGGUCCUGCCGGAGGCGAGCGCCGGAUCGUUCCCGAAGGGGGAAACAAGGAAGGCAGGUAGAGGCGCUCCAGCCGCCCCUACUGCCCUUCCGGGCGCAGCCCGCCGGAGGGACCCGGCCCCCGCAGUCCCCUCCCCUGGUUUCUUGGCCCGUUCCUCUCCCCGGGGACUCCAGCUCCCAGCUGGAGAUAGCUCCGGGGACCACAGCCUCAGGAGGAGCCCUCUUCCCUCCGCCCCUCUUCUCGCCAGGCCCUGCUGCCUCCUGAAGGUUACGAGACGUGGCUGCGGGGAGCGCUCGCUGUACCGGGGAGGAGCGCUCCCAUGCCCCCCGCCCCCGUGGCCACCGCUCCCGCUCCGGCUCCCGGGCCAGCCUGGCCGCCGGCUGCCACCGCAAUCCCGGCUACUAAAUCAGCGCGGGGAGGCGGCCCCUUUGCCCCCCUCCCCAAUGGCCCCCCCUCCCCGAUUUCCCUUUCCUGCCAUUGGCCGAUCUCUCCCUCCCGCCCCCCGCUUCCCACCCCCCGGCUCUCCAGCCAUUGGCUGCCUGUCUCCGCCAGCCUUUACAUAAGCCUGGGCGCGCUCGAGUGGAGUUGUAUAAAGCACAGCGGCGUCGGGGCGAGAGGGUUGAGGCGAGCCCGGGGCCGGGACAGGGAGCUGGGAGGAGGCAAACGCCCGCCCUGUCUCCGCGACCCGUCGCCCCCAGACGGUGCGGGGGGCGGAGGGGGCAGUGAGGAUGGCACCUGGAGCGGACGGCCCCAUGUUGCUAAGGAUGCUGCCGCUGCUUCUGUUCUGGUUCCUGCCUCCCAGCGACGGAUCCCAGAGAGCUGAGCCCAUGUUUACUGCAGUCACCAAUUCGGUCCUGCCGCCCGACUAUGACAGCAACCCAACCCAGCUCAACUACGGCGUGGCUGUCACCGACGUGGACCAUGACGGGGACUUUGAGAUCGUCGUGGCAGGGUAUAAUGGCCCCAACCUGGUUCUGAAGUAUGACAGAGCCCAACAGCGCCUGGUGAAUAUUGCAGUGGAUGAGAGAAGCUCUCCCUACUAUGCACUCCGGGACCGGCAGGGGAAUGCCAUCGGGGUUACUGCCUGCGACAUUGAUGGGGAUGGCCGGGAGGAAAUCUACUUCCUUAAUACCAACAAUGCCUUCUCAGGGGUUGCCACUUACACAGACAAGCUGUUCAAGUUCCGGAACGGCCGCUGGGAGGACAUUCUGAGUGAUGAGGUCAACGUCCGCCGUGGGGUGGCCAGCCGUUUUGCCGGGCGCUCCGUGGCCUGUGUGGACAGGACGGGUUCUGGCCGUUACUCCAUUUACAUAGCCAAUUACGCCAAUGGCAACGUGGGCCCAGAUGCCCUUAUUGAAAUGGAUCCAGAGGCCAGUGAUCUCUCCAGGGGCAUCCUGGCUCUCAGUGAUGUGGCUGCUGAAGCUGGGGUCAGCAAAUAUACAGGGGGCCGAGGAGUCAGCGUGGGACCCAUCCUCAGCAACAGUGCCUCAGAUAUUUUCUGUGAUAAUGAGAAUGGACCCAACUUCCUUUUCCACAACCAAGGAGAUGGCACCUUCAUUGAUGUGGCAGCCAGCACUGGUGUGGAUGACCCACAGCAACAUGGGCGUGGGAUAGCCCUUGCUGAUUUCAACAGGGAUGGCAAGGUGGAUAUUGUCUAUGGCAACUGGAAUGGCCCCCACCGCCUGUACCUGCAAAUGAGCACUCAUGGGAAGGUCCGCUUCCGGGACAUCGCCACUCCCAAGUUCUCCAUGCCAUCCCCAGUCCGAACAGUCAUUGCUGCUGACUUUGAUAAUGACCAAGAGUUGGAGGUUUUCUUCAACAACAUUGCCUAUCGGGGCUCUUCAGCCAAUCGUCUCUUCAGGGUCAUCCGAAGGGAGCAUGCAGACCCCCUCAUUGAAGAACUCAAUCCUGGAGACGCCUUGGAGCCUGAGGGUCGAGGCACAGGGGGUGUGGUAACAGACUUUGAUGGAGAUGGAAUGCUGGACUUGAUCUUGUCCCAUGGGGAGUCCAUGGCGCAGCCUCUGUCUGUCUUCCGAGGGAACCAGGGAUUCAAAAACAACUGGCUUCGAGUGGUGCCUCGGACCCAGUUCGGAGCCUUUGCAAGGGGGGCCAAGGUGGUGCUUUAUACUAAGAAGAGCGGGGCUCACCUGAGGAUCAUUGAUGGUGGCUCAGGCUACCUAUGUGAGAUGGAGCCAGUGGCACACUUUGGCCUGGGACAGGAUGAGGCCAGCAGCGUGGAGGUGACAUGGCCAGAUGGUAGGGUUGUGAGCCGAGGGGUGGCCAGCAACGAGACUAAUUCCGUGCUGGAGAUCCCUUAUCCCAGAGAAGAAGAUGGAUGGCUCAAACCAGCAACCCUGGAGUGCGGCCAAGGAUUCUCCCAGCAAGACAAUGGACGGUGCAUGGACACUGAUGAGUGUAUCCAGUUCCCAUUUGUGUGUCCCCGGGACAAGCCAGUCUGUGUCAAUACCUAUGGAAGCUAUCGAUGUCGAACAAACAAAAGAUGCAGCCGAGGCUAUGAGCCCAACGAAGAUGGCACCGCUUGUGUGGCUCAAGUGGCUUUUCUAGGUGGAUACCCCUCUGCUGCCAUCAGAAUCUCUGAGUCUCUCUCUCAGGCCUCAUAUCUUUUUCUAGGCCUUGGACUUUGCCUUCAGUUAUAUGCACUUUAAUUCCCAUCAAUAAAGAAAGACUAACAGCCUUUGUGGAACUGAAUCUCUCUCCCUCUGCCUGUUUCUCUCUCCAUCCCCAGUAGAUACCACAGUGUUCCCUCCGAGUCACUGAAUGGACAGCAGGGUAGCCAUCUUUGAAAAGGGAAAGGGAAGUUACUGAUAUUUUUGUAAACAGAGUUGUUUGUGAAUCCUUUCUUUGCAUGUUUUCUGAGAAAACAGAAAGGGAAAUUUCUCCCUCCCUUCCACCCCAAAAAAGCCAAGACAGUCCUUGUUUAUCUGUAUCAGUCCGUGUUGUAACCUUUCUCUUGUUUGUUAUGAUUUUGCCCUUCACAAAGAUGGCUCCCAGGCAGUUGCUUGCUUCUUUGAUUUGAUGAUGUACCAUGUGCCUGCUGGUUUGGCCUGUGCUGUUUCUUCUUUGCCCACCUUGACUCCCUGGAAUGGAGAACACCUUCUUGAGGGGAUGGUGCUGGUGGAGGUGGCAAUAGCGGCAAUGACAGUGGGAGGGAAAGGGUAGUUCGGUUUCUUGAUGAAAAUGUUAAAAUUUUAAUCUGCUAAGUCUUCCAGCCCCUCCCUCAGAGAAUUAUGCCAAUAAACUGUAUGCUGGAUAUUA
This is a messenger RNA of Monodelphis domestica (gray short-tailed opossum), 3397 nucleotides long. It is a transcript of the gene CRTAC1, whose product is annotated as cartilage acidic protein 1. Lineage: Eukaryota; Metazoa; Chordata; Mammalia; Didelphimorphia; Didelphidae. The record is from RefSeq and is a predicted model, not a curated record. Gene Ontology annotation, molecular function: calcium ion binding. Gene Ontology annotation, biological process: axonal fasciculation.